UUGACUUAAGUCGUGGCCACUCGAAAGAGACGUUCGUGUUUAAUUUUACUCUUGCCAUAACGGUGAUGAUGGUGGCUUAUUUAUUAAACGUUUAAUAGUUUGGACCGAAAACGAAAGCUGUUAGUUAGUCAGUCUCGUUCGUCUUAUUUAGUUUGUUAAUCAAUCGUUAACCGGUUGAGAAGAAAAAUCUUCUUUUGAUCGUAAGAAAAAAAAAAUAAUAAUAAUAAAAAUCAUAAACGCACGUAAUACGGUGGAAUGUUUUGGUAAAUCGUUUUCUAAUUUUUUUUGAUAGUCUUUCGGUUGGUUUUUGGUGUUUUUCGUUGGCAUUGUGUUCUUUCUUAAGAGACUCUUAAAAUCAAAGUGUUGUCAAGUGUCUAAAGUUUGACUUUGGGUGCGAGUAAGUGAGUGAGUGUGUGUUCCACACUCAAUGUGUUAUAAUUUCCAUAACAACUUAAUUCAUUACCAGCAUCCAGGCACCACGAAAAAAAAAUAAACCAAAAUAAAAAAUUGUUUGGAACACCAUGCCGAGAGCAGAUCUUAAUGAAACCUUUAACAAAUGUGUGAAAAAAUUAUAAUAAAAAAAUCGUUUUAACAAAAAGAAACAAAAAGCUGAAAAAAGUGCGUGUUAAGCCAAAUACAAAAAAUCUAAACAAAAUUUAUUGUGUGAAUUUAAUUAAUUUUGUCUUAAAAUAAAACAAAAACCUAUAAAAUAAUUAUAAUAAUAAUUUAUUUAAAUUUAAAUGAUAUAUUAUCAAGUGUCAAAAUCAAUAUUAUUCUUGUCGUUGUCGAUCAGCAUAAUAUGAGACAACGACGCACGAGCACUGUCAAGACAUGUGGUAUAAACGUAAUAAGCUCUUGAUAUUUUUACUUUGGAUAAUGAAAAUAAGAUUAGUAUCCAGUUUUACAUCAUCACUUCUAUGUGCCCGUAUACCUGGCUUAACGCCCCAGCAGAGACAACUUUGCACUGAAUCUCCAGAUGCUUUGAUUGCCUUGGGCGAGGGUCAUCAAUUAGGCGCACAAGAAUGUCAAUAUCAAUUCAGAGGUCAUCGCUGGAAUUGUACACAAGUGUGGAAGAAAGAUGUGUUUGCACAUGUCAUGUUUGUGGGAUCUCGAGAAGCGGCUUUCACCUAUGCGAUUGCAAGUGCGGGGGCAGCUCAUGCAGUAACGGCGGCAUGUGCCAGAGGUAAUAUCUCGCUAUGUGGUUGUGAUGUCCGCCACAAGCCCACAUCGCGUAAAGGUUCACAGGCUGGUUUUGAUAGUGCACCGGGUGAGGCACAACAGCCCUGGAAAUGGGGCGGAUGUUCGGCGGACAUAGAAUUUGGUAUGAAAUUUGCACGCAAAUUUCUUGAUGCCCGCGAAAUAGAGGGAGAUGCCAGAAGUUUAAUGAAUUUACACAAUAAUCGAGCAGGAAGAAGGCUGGUGAAAAAUCUUUUAAAAACUGAUUGUAAAUGUCACGGUGUCUCGGGGUCUUGUGUUAUGAAGACCUGCUGGAAAAGUUUACCCUCAUUUCGUGUAGUGGGUGAUGUUUUGAUGAAAAAAUACACUAAAGCCAAAAUUGUUCAAGCCGCCAAAGGCAAAAAUGGACUGAAAUUAGUUUUAAGCAAAAAAAAUCGUGCCGGCAAGGUUAUGAAUUUUCCCAAACGCAUGGAUUUGGUUUAUUUGCAAACGUCACCCAACUACUGUGAACGCAAUAUGCUAGAAGGUGUACAGGGUACUCAGGGUCGUGUUUGUAAUCGCACCUUGCAUGGACCUCAAAGCUGUGAUUUACUUUGUUGUGGGCGUGGCUACAAUACACACUCAAUACGACGCACCACCCAGUGUCGUUGUCAAUUCAAAUGGUGCUGUCAAGUACAAUGUGAUGUCUGUGAAGAAAAUUACGAAGAAUUCACUUGUAAAUAAAACUAUUUUAAUAUAUUUAAUAAAAUAAAACUUAAUUUUAAUCUUGCACAAAAUUAAUUCAAUUUAUAUGUAAUUUUGGUUGUAAUUAUUUGUGUGUAUGUACUUAUUUUACUUAAUUAUUAUUAUUUCACUAUUAUUACGUUUAUAUUUUAUUAUUAGAUGUAGUUUUUUUCUAAAUGAAGCUAUUGUUGUUUAUAAGUUCGAAAUAGUUUAAUGAAAUUUUAACUUAUUUUUUUAUAAUUAGUUUUUGUAUUAGAUAUUGCAACAAAUAAAACAAAAAGAUAACGAAUAAUUAAUACGAAUGUAAAAAUUUAAAAAUAUAAA
Lucilia cuprina (Australian sheep blowfly) is the source of this 2223-nucleotide messenger RNA. RefSeq names its product protein Wnt-2 (gene Wnt2). Gene Ontology annotation, biological process: cell fate commitment; canonical Wnt signaling pathway; multicellular organism development. The transcript has 6 exons. Gene Ontology annotation, cellular component: extracellular region. NCBI's taxonomy places the organism in Eukaryota, Metazoa, Arthropoda, Insecta, Diptera, Calliphoridae. The record is from RefSeq and is a predicted model, not a curated record. Gene Ontology annotation, molecular function: cytokine activity; frizzled binding. The coding region runs from base 832 to 1899 and encodes 355 amino acids.